This is a messenger RNA of Paramormyrops kingsleyae, 3021 nucleotides long. Its product is annotated as motile sperm domain-containing protein 2-like. Gene Ontology annotation, cellular component: endomembrane system; endoplasmic reticulum-endosome membrane contact site. The record is from RefSeq and is a predicted model, not a curated record. Lineage: Eukaryota; Metazoa; Chordata; Actinopteri; Osteoglossiformes; Mormyridae.
GACAUUUAUAGCUCCUCGCAGAGCCAAAAUGGCGCGCCAAGGGAAGUCAGUGUCACGACGGGUCCCGUUUUAUACGCCUGGUCUCCGGCCACCCCUGCCAGCGCUGACGUGACCAUGGCGAGCGCUGAACCUUCUCUGUCAGAGCAGGACAUUGAGAAAAAGAUAGAGGAAACAAGGCGGAGGUUUAAAACGGAGUAUCUUAAAGACGCAUGUGACAGGUAUGACCGCAGGGACCUGGAGCAGCUGGAGAGCGAUGACUGGCUGGUGGACGCGUACCUGACGUGGCAGCACUAUGCCGUGGACAGGACCAUCAAAAUGAUAGACGAAAGCUUUCACUGGAGAAAGGCAUUCCAACUGAACGAUAUCACAGAAAGCUGCGUCCCCAAAUGGACCUUCGAGACUGGUGCUAUCUAUCUGCAUGGCUAUGACAAAGAAGGCAACAAGCUAUUCUGGUUUAACAUUAGUCGGCAUGUCAAGGAUGCCAAGACCAUGCAGGACAAGAAGCAGUAUGUGGCCUUCUGGUUGGAACAGCACGUUAAACAGCACCGUGGCAAGCCUCUCACGGUCGUGUUCGACAUGUCUGAUUCUGGCGUCCGCAAUAUCGACCUGGAGUUCGUGAAGUACAUCAUCAGCUGCUUUAGAACAUAUUAUCCAAAGUUGUUGUCCAAAAUGAUCCUGUAUGAGAUGCCUUGGAUCAUGAACGCGGCUUGGAAGAUCAUAAAGUCGUGGCUGGACGCUGACUCCAUUGAAAAAUUGAAGUUUGUGUCCAAGAAUGAGGUUGAGAUAUACAUCAGCCCUGACAAUUUGCCACCUCACAUGGGAGGAACUGACCCUUUCAAGUACAGCUAUCCCCCGCUUCCUGACGACAGCUCCCAGUUCCUGGUGUCUGAAAACGGGCCAAGCGACAGUGCAGUUGAAAAUAGCAGAAUCCAUGGAAAGGACUGAAAAGGGAUUACACAACACCUUACCUGCACAAGAAGUACCGAAAUCAGGAGAUUUCUGUCAACAGAAAAUGCAAGCGUACUCUAUUGUGUAUUUGUGAUAAUCCCCUGGAUUAUCAUUGUUACCAAUGUGUAGUAGUUGCCUCAAAUUAUCAAACUCUGCAGAAUACUUUAACCUGGACUUCACACAUAAUAUGAAACUGCUAUUUUUAAACCGUAUGCAUUUUUAAAUAUUUUAAGCAAUAUGUUCAAUUUUGAAAUUUGUCUUUUGCUUUUGAAAAUAUAAGCAAUUUUUAGUAUUAGCCGUAUUUACCUGGGCGAUUUAGUAAGAGCUUGUAAUACUUUGUUGAAAUCUGGUUAAAAUGCUGUUCAUUAGUCUACCUUAGCAUUUGGGCUUAUAAGAAACAGACGAUCCCUGAUUGUCAGCCUAGGCCUGUGGCCGAUCAUGACUGACCCUAACGUUUGUACGCUGCUUGAAGGGGCCACAGCACAAAUUGAUUAAUGCAAUUAAUUAGGUUUGCUUUUGAUUACUGAGACCCAAAACAGACAUCGCCUAUAAUUUGCCUAUAACUGCAGUCCAUAAACAAAUUCUGUCUCAUUUUUUCAUGUAUGUCUUACAUUGUCUGGUUUUGUUCACACAUGUUAUCAAUAAUGACGAAGUACAGGCACAAGAAAGCUUUUCUGAAAUGUUAGCACAUAAACGUGUUAACAGUUUGCCUUCUUUGGCCAAUAGCUGAGCACUGUCCAGAUACGUGUAAUACCAAGCAUUAAAGCAUUUCAACAUAGACAUUCCUGGUCAUGUAUAUCCAUAUAAAAUAGGUAGGUAGCAUGGAGCUGACUUGUUGGUUUAUUGUUUGUCUGACCUGUUCGUUGAAUAAAUUGGGCCCACGCAGUAACCUAGUUACGGCUUUGAUAGUGUGCCAUCUGCUCCGAUGAUCUGCAGGUAUUACAUUGUAAUAAGCACUUAUUUAUGAAUCAUCUUCUUACUAUUCUUUUGUUUAUAAACUGUGAAUCACAUGUAAGGUAAUCACUGUGAUUUGGCACAUAAAACUAUAACAUCUAAAUUACAUCUAGAUUACAGUAAUUACAUUAACACUCCAUAGUUACUUUGAUUGCUGGAUAAGUUAUGUUGUCAUGGUAACUUUUUUGUCUAUGCAUUUCAAAUUGUCAAUUGAAUUGUGAUUUUCUUUUCUGUAAACUCUUAAAUGAGUUUAAGUAUUUUCAUUUGUAUUAAUGGGAGCUUGAUGAAUGUGAUCCUUUUGCAUUUUUCGUAAUUUUUAAAUUGUUUUUGGGAAUUUAAUGAUGUAAAAAUUAAGGGACUCUGCUGCAAGAAAAGUGUUAAAAGGAAUCCUGCACAAGAGUGUUCAUUAUGUUGUGUUUCCACAGACACUGCAUUUCUGUGAAUAAGAAUAUUUUUUUACAUAUUGCCCUGAGGCAUGAGCUGAAGAUAUUUCAAUUCCAGUUUGUAUCAGAAGAUUAUUUUUGUAAUCUCUGUCAGAACCUACCAGCUGCAUUCCUGUUUUUGUGUAGCAAAGUUAUUGGCCCUUAUAAAACAUAUUCAUAUAAUGUGACAGCCUUGUAACCUUCUCUUCCAUGUGUCCUUGGUUCUAUGAAUAGGACACAUUAUGGGGGAAUUUUUAAUUUCUAAUUUCUCAUUAAAAGUAAACUGUGGUGUCGAUUUCUAAUAUGUGACAUUUCAUACUAUAUGCAAUAUCAACCUUUGGUGGAAUUCCCCUUUAACAAAUUGUGCAAUCUGUUAAGCAAUGGCCAUUGAUACUUAACUGCCAAAGAUUUACAUUUAAUGUUUUUAUGACUUUGUAUCUCAGGACUCAUUUUAAAGAUCCCUCAGAUAAAUUGUUGCAUAUUAAUCAAUAACUGAACUGACUGAAUGAACUUAAAUGGACAUAUGAAGUGAUGUUUUUUACCUUCAAUGUUUUAUCUCACUGAACUGUAAUAAAAUAAAGAACUGAAUGUUUUUUCAUUAAAAAUUAAAGAAACAGCCAGUAAGUGUGUCUUCUGUAUGCAGAAUCAAUCAACUAAUGGCUGUAUUGCACUGUAAUAAAAUAGCCUUCCAGAAUAA